AUGACCGUUCCCCAGGUCUGGCUGCCCUCACUCUUUAUCCUCAACAUCUACCUCAAGCUGUGCCACCCCUGGGCAAGCUUGGCAGUUUUGUACAACUUUGACUCUUGUUGUUCCAGGUCAGUGAAUAAUUUCCUGAUGACUGGUCCCAAGGCAUACCUGAUCUACUCCGGCAGUGUGGCAGCAGGUGCCCAGAGCGGUAUUGAAGAAUGUAAGCACCAGUUCGCGUGGGACCGCUGGAACUGCCCAGAGAGAGCACUGCAGUUGUCCACACAUAGCGGUCUGCGGAGCGCAAACCGAGAGGCUGCUUUUGUCCAUGCUAUCAGCUCAGCGGGUGUAAUGUACACACUGACCAGAAACUGCAGUCUGGGCGAUUUCGACAACUGUGGCUGCGAUGAUUCACGGAACGGGCAACCAGGAGGACAGGGCUGGCUGUGGGGAGGCUGCAGUGACAAUGUGGGCUUCGGUGAGACCAUUUCCAAACAGUUUGUCGACGCGCUGGAGACCGGCCAGGACGCCAGGGCUGCCAUGAAUCUGCACAACAAUGAAGCCGGGAGGAAGGCAGUCAAAGGCACAAUGAAGCGAACCUGUAAGUGUCACGGUGUGUCUGGCAGCUGUACGACACAGACUUGUUGGCUGCAGCUACCAGAAUUCCGAGAGGUGGGCAACUAUCUGAAGGAGAAGUAUCACAAAGCGCUGAAGAUUGACCUGCUGAAAGGGGCGGGCAACAGCGCGGCGAGCAGAGGGGCGAUCGCCGAGACCUUCAGCUCCAUCUCCAGGAAGGAGCUGGUGCACCUGGAGGAUUCACCUGAUUACUGCCUGGAGAACAAGACCCUGGGGCUGCAGGGAACAGAAGGCAGGGAGUGCGUGAGGAAGGGGAAGCUGCUGAGUAAGUGGGAGAAGAGAAGCUGCAAGAGGCUGUGUGGGGACUGUGGCCUGGCCGUGGCCGAGAGGCGAGCCCAGAUGAUGAGCAGCUGCAACUGCAAAUUCCACUGGUGCUGUGCCGUGAAGUGUGAGCAAUGCCGGAAAACCAUCACGAAAUACUUCUGUGUCAAAAAAGACAAGAGAUCCCGGAAUGACAGCGCCUCAAAGAGGAAGGAAGGGAGGCUUGGAAUGAGGCACUAA
Messenger RNA from Hemiscyllium ocellatum (epaulette shark), 1122 nucleotides. It is a transcript of the gene wnt8b, whose product is annotated as wingless-type MMTV integration site family, member 8b. Gene Ontology annotation, molecular function: frizzled binding; cytokine activity. The coding region runs from base 1 to 1122 and encodes 373 amino acids. The transcript has 6 exons. The record is from RefSeq and is a predicted model, not a curated record. Gene Ontology annotation, biological process: canonical Wnt signaling pathway; cell fate commitment; neuron differentiation. Gene Ontology annotation, cellular component: extracellular region. NCBI's taxonomy places the organism in Eukaryota, Metazoa, Chordata, Chondrichthyes, Orectolobiformes, Hemiscylliidae.